Messenger RNA from Trypanosoma grayi, 390 nucleotides. RefSeq lists its product as hypothetical. The record is from RefSeq and is a predicted model, not a curated record. The transcript has a single exon. Bases 1 to 390 code for a protein of 129 amino acids. NCBI's taxonomy places the organism in Eukaryota, Euglenozoa, Kinetoplastea, Trypanosomatida, Trypanosomatidae.
AUGCUCGCUGUUGUGUGUCGUUUUUGCCGUGAAGGCGAGCAGGUGGAUUCGGCGCGUGAGAUGGCCCUGCGGGAGGCGGAGGCGCACGUCGCACAGCAGCGCGAUUCCCUUCUUCUGUGGGAGGAUGCGCUGCGCACUAAGGAAAGCGAGAUGGUGCAGUGCGAGCUCGAGAUGAAGCUGCGGUGGUCCGAGGCCGUCGUGCUGAAGGAGCGGCAGCUGGGGCGCCUUCGGACGGGUGUGGAGAGGCGACGCGCAGAGCAGAUGGAGCGUGACCGCCAGACGGGGGACCUAUCGCUGGGCGAGCGCGGGAGGCGAAUGCAGCAGCUGCAGCGCAUCGAGGCCAACUUGCGGAAGCGGGAGGAGGAACUCUCGGCGCGACCUGCAGCGUAG